Anneissia japonica is the source of this 6463-nucleotide messenger RNA. RefSeq lists its product as uncharacterized. Bases 106 to 3690 code for a protein of 1194 amino acids. The transcript has 15 exons. The record is from RefSeq and is a predicted model, not a curated record. Lineage: Eukaryota; Metazoa; Echinodermata; Crinoidea; Comatulida; Comatulidae. Gene Ontology annotation, molecular function: ATP binding; protein kinase activity. Gene Ontology annotation, biological process: protein phosphorylation.
AAUGGAUCAAUAAAAUACUAGCCUAGCCUGGCUUAGCCUUUAAAGCACGGAGAUUUUCCAUCUACUUUACCUGCAAGCAACUAUCUGUUAUGUCAUUUUAUUAAUAUGAAUUGCAAGAUUAACUUCAGUGAAUUAGAAAGAGAAAAUGAGAAAUUGGCCCAAGACAUCGAUGAAAUUCAACAUGUUCUUGCAGUUCACAAGAAUGGAAGUAAUACAGCUCAACGUGCAACAUCAUCAAUAUGGGGUGCUGGAGGAAAAGGACCAUUAUCUGGGUUCAAAUCCAGAAAAUCUAUUGUAGACAAGAGCAAUAAAUUGAAAGUAAAAGAAGUAAAAAAUUCACCAGAGGCUACUAUACCACGUACUAAAAACAGGCAAUUUGAUGAUAGAAGUAAAUUGAAAGUUGGCGAAAAACAAUCGCAGUUGAAAUCUACUGCCGAAAAGCGUGGAGAAUGGAAGAGAAUGCAAUCCAGAAGAGUUUCUUUUAAUAUUGAUGACACUCCUAAGAACGAAUUGCAUGAUGGGAUACAUGAAGGCACUAACCGUCACUCAGACUCAGUUGAUACUACCAACGUGGUGAGAGUAUCUGGUGACGAUUCUGCAAACGUGGCGAGAGGACCUGGUGAUGAUCCUGCCCACGUGAUGAGCGAAUCUUGUCACGAGACAACAGAAGAAAAAAUAGCAGCUUUGAAGGUUAAGGUUCUCGCGAAAGCAAGUUCUAAAGUCAAACUCGAAAUGAAGAAGAAAAAGGAUCCAGAUAUUUUCAAGAAAGAAAAUAAAAGUUCACAACAAUUACAAAGUACAAAUAUUAGCAGAUCAAAAUCUGCAACAGCAAGAAAGUCCAGAAUCAAUUUGACAUCAAAAACAAGAGAGAAGUCUAUAGAUAGUGAAAUAACAAGUAUUUCUUGUGAAUCUCCAAAUCAUGAUUUUUCAACAUUUACCAAAGACAUCGAUAUACUAUAUCAUGCGACUGAAGCCCCUAAAAGAGGGGACACAGGGUUGGUUGGUGAAAAAAAGGGAAGUGGUUUAAUUGGACAAUCACAUAAUACGGAUUCAAUAAAUGAACCAGCUCCAGAAGUGAUAGACUGGUUGGAACAGUUUAAAAUACAAGAUGAAGACUGUUAUCAAAAUCUGAUAGAAGUCAUCACAACCAACAACCUCAUGCCAGAAAAACUUGAUGCCAUGAAGGAGAAAGACUGGAUUGAUCUUGGUUUUAAUGAUCUCUCAUGUGUGUCACAUAUUUUAAAAGGAAUUCACAAGCCACAAGUUAAUAAUAAUCAGGAAUUUGAACAGACUUUUACAAAAACUGAUCAUUUGGAGAAAGUGGAAGAUCCAAAAAAAGAUAUAGACACUGGUAACAACGCUUUAAAAUCGGCAAAGAUUCGAACUCAUUCAGCGACAAAUGUGACGAAACAACAUAAGGUGACAGAUAAGAAGGCUAGACCAUCAAGUGCAAUAAAUAUACGCUCUUCAAAUCAUCAACAAAAGAUUAAGAGGGACAAUGUUACGGGUUCAGAGAGAGGUAGUUUAAAGUCAACAUCAAUACAUGGAGCUGUUGUCAUAGCAACAAAAACAGGAGUUCCUAAAGUAUCCCAAAAAUUAAAAGAGAAACAGGAACAAGAACAAGAAAUCAAGAAAAAGAAAAUGAAGGAAGCAUUACAAAGAAAGACAGAAAGAGAUAAAAUGGCAGCUCAACAUCAAAAAAGAUUGGUUGAAAAGGAGAAAAUGUUGCAUGAGAUUAAAGAAAAUGAGGAUGAAAAAGAUAUCAGUGACUUGACUGAAAGAACAGAGCCUAAAGAGUUGUCUCUAGUAGCCCAAGGUAUUGCACUACCAGAAAGUUAUUCUCAAAGCAGAGAUGUGUAUUCAGUUGGUGAUUGUAGUGAGCCCUCUAUUCACAGCGGCGAUGUACAUGGCAGUGCAAGAAGUGCUAAACAUUUAACAGGUGAUCAGUUGAAAAAGAUAGAGCUACAGGUGAUUGGCUUACAAGAAAAUCUCAAGAUUGGAGACAGCUCUGUGGAAAGCAAUAUACUUAGGCUCCAGAAACAGCUGUCAGACAUACAAAGAGAAUUACAUGCACAGCCUGUGAAAGAGUCUAGCAAGUCUGAAAAAACAUCACCAGGGAAAGUAAAGAAAGAGAAGAAAAGCCCAGACACGUUGCACAGCAGAACUGAACUGAUGCGAGAGGUGAGGAAACAGAAAGAGCAACACAGGAAAGAAAUCAGGAUGUUAGAGUCUGAGCUUAGUCGGCUCAAACACCGUGAUCCAGUGAAGACAUGUGAAUUAUCCGAAGAAGAUAUAAACUUUAGUGAUAAAGAUAUUAUAGGAGAAGGAGCAUUCUCUCAAGUUUUCCACGGAAAGUUCAAUGGGUCAGAGGUCGCCAUAAAACGACUGAAGCAUUCACUUUCAUCGAGUGAUAAAAACUAUUUCGCUGAAGAGGUGCACCUUUUACAUGGACUGCGUCACCCCCGGAUUGUUUUGUUGAUAGGAGUGUGUACUACCGGUAAGCUACCUAUAAUGGUACUGGAGUACAUGGCAUCUGGAAGUCUGCAUCAACACCUGCAUGACAGAAGCAUACCCAGGUUAGACCAUGUGUCAUACUACCGGAUUAGCAAGGAUAUUGCACUCGGUAUGACUUACUUACACCGCCAUAAGCCACCGGUUCUUCACCUUGAUCUGAAGUCUCUCAACAUUCUUCUUAACGCCUAUGGACGGGCAAAGAUAGCUGAUUUUGGCUUCUCAAAACUUAAGCAUGAUGCAGAAGAGUUAAGUGGUCUUCGAGGCACACCUGCAUGGAUGGCACCAGAGCUUCUUGAUCCAGCCUUUGGUGAACUGUCUAUAAAGGCUGAUGUGUACAGCUUUGGUGUUAUACUUUGGGAGAUGCUUACUAGGGAAACACCAUAUAAAGGAGUCGGUGUAUUUCAGAUUCUGGAAUGUAUACGCAACAGUAAGAGACCAGAAAUACCAGAAUAUUGCCCAGACCCAUUGAAGGGUCUGAUUAACAGAUGCUGGAAACAAAAGCCUAACCAGCGACCCUCAUUCAAGGAAAUUCUGAUCUCAUUGGAGGGUUUACAAAUCCCUUUAGAGUGGCGAUCUCUAUUGUCAUCAGCAGGUAUCCCCCAUGAAGUAAUGGAAGAUCCCAAUUCAGCAAGAUCCAUUAUAAACUUAAUCAACCAAUCAGUGGACAUCCCAGUGCCACAACUAAAUGAACUAUCAUUGCAGUCACAUGAUGAGCUGAUUAAACAGGAUCACUCAUUGGCAGAUGGACGUGACAUAAUGGCAGAACCAGCCAUUUCAGGAAAUCAAACUAUGACAACAACUGAUAGAGCACCACCCCCUCCACCGUUAGUAAACUUGGCAAGAUUCAUCGAAGAACAAACAAAAAGAAUUAGUGAACCAAGACCUGUCCAUCCAGCCCAAGGGGUGUCAAAAUGUGUAAAAAGCUCCCAAAAUUCAAAGCCAUUUGCUGUACCGGCUUCAGAGCUUGCUGAUCAGAAACUGAUGCUGAAGUCCACAACGCAGGGUCCACACCCGAGCCAACUUAAAAACCUCAGCAACAUCACCAAGCAGAAGUUCACAUCAAUUGCAGAAGUCUUAAGACAGUCUGUAAAUAAUCGGAGGUUUGCAAUGAAGAUGCAGAAUGAUAGCAUUGACCAGUCCACUCUAGAUAGCAACUGGUCAGUUUCAAGCACUUAAGUGAUCGACUAGACCACCAACUGGAAGUUGAUAAAAUCCAGAGACAGUUGCAACCAGAUUUGUUUCUAGAAUAAUAGUUUGUCCAGUCCACAACUGGUCAGUUGCAAGCACUUAAGUGACCAACUAGACCACCAACUGGAAGUUGAUGAAAUUCAGAAACAGUUGCAACCAGAUUUGUUUGCUAGAAUAAUAGUUUGUCCAGUCCACAACUGGUCAGUCAGUGGUGCAUAAUUGAGUUAUCUUUAUCACAUAUUAUAUUUUGCUGUACAGCACAGAAUUUAUUAUAUAAUUACGUAAAAUGAAUCCCCAAAAAUAUGCUUUUGGAGUUCCUAAAUAAUUUUAGGAUAUGUCAGGUGUGGCGCCAGUGGGGGGCACCCCCAUGUCAGGUAGUGCUGGCCCCGCCGUCGGGGUGAAAAAGCACAAUUCGUCGGGGAGAAAAAAAAAUUAUAUUUAUUUUCUACAUAUUAAUAGUCUCUAAAAUGGAUUUAAUAAGCCUUUGAAACCCCUAAAUUGUUACAAUUUUCAGGGCCUUUGCCCCCUGGACCACUUUCAAAACCUUUUAAUCGAAGCUCGACCACGCCCACAUUGCUUUCGUCUGGGGAAUCUGACCCCUCGUCGAGGGCAUCAUCCCCUCGUCGCGGACCUUGCCCCCUACCCCCCCCCCCCCCUGUGAGAUUGCUCUGACCAUCAUCAGGAGAAUGAUAAAAGAUGACUUCUGUUGGUCUUAAAUAAAGAUGGUAAUCGUCGAUGAAUUUUGUAAGACCAGUGGGAACGAUGUUGGAGUCCCUGCAUCUUUUGGAGAAAGUAUGGCCAUUGAUGAGUUUUGAUUGCUUGAUAUAAUUGCGUUCUUAGCUUUUUAAGCCAGACACUCACUGUGGAUUCUAUGGAGAACACAACGCCACGAUGCACGCACAACGGAUCCUUUUCAAUGACGAUCCGUUCAGACUGCCAUUAACAAUCAGCAGACAGUGUCACGUUGUCAAUGCACAAUGUAGUGAGUGCCCAGCUUCAACGCUCUUGUGCGGUUGCUCCCCGUAGAGCUCAACAAAAUAUUUUUUGAAGGUUUGCAUGGCGAGUAUUAUUAACAAAAUCAUUAAACUUUUGGUAAACCACCUGUAAAAUAGAAGUAUGGUUUGUGAGGUUAAACCACUGGUUGGUUGUCUCAGUGUUUUGAUGGAAUGCUCUGACUGUCAUCAGAAAAAUUUAUGUAAUCUAUGUAUUAUUAUACUUUCUGUUAUUUAACCAUUAAUUGAUGUGCUGAUAUUUAUGUUACUUAAAUUGUUAUUUAUCAAUAUAUUUAUUCCUAAGAUAAAAACUAUAUUAUCAAUGACAUUAGUGCUAUUAAGACUUCUUUCAUACAUAAAAGUGUGUAACUCACAUUUACAAGAGGACGACAUUUAGAUCAGAUAAACAUAGGCCCUAUGCCAUGUGGUUUGUAUAUCUUCACUUUCAACACUGACAUGCCUAGUUGAAGCUACGAUAUGGCAUAUUGGUCCAAUUGAUACUUUCAAAAAAUGUGAAACUUUGUUUUCGUUCAACAAUUUAAAAUAUUUUAAUGGUUUACUGUGACAUUGAGGUACUCAAAAUAUUGCAGACUCUUUGUACUUAUAUUGAUUUUGUGUGCAAUAAUUUACUUGAUACUUUGACAUUCCAUAACAUCAAGUACUAUUUCUGCCGAUAUAAUGGAUAAUUAGUUAGUAAUUGUGAGUUUUGUGAUUUAAUUCCAUUAUAAAGUGUUUGUAAUCUAUAGAGUAUGAUAUAUAUACUAUACUUACAUUAAGAUUUUUGUGGAUUUUAUUAUACUAUUGUGUGUUAAUAGACUUGUAUAUGAUAUGGAUUAUUGAUUAUGAAUAUCAUGCUUUGUGAAAAACUGUUGUGUAGAACUUGGUUGUUUGAUGUAUUCUUUGUCAGUUGUUCGUCCCAUAUUUCAUGGAGUCAACUAAGAAAGUAUAAUACAUACUCCAAGUAUUGAAAUGAUUGGAGCAUUUAUUACAUACAAAUGAUGUGUUGAAAAGGGGAAUCUAUUCAUCAUAAAAAUGCUUAGCAUUUUCUCAAAUAUAGGCCUAUGAACGGUAGGCUUACAUACCUAGUGAUGGCAAUUUUGAAUUUUGAGGGUUUAUGGUUUUGCAAUACGUUGGUAAAAUUAUCACAAAACAAGGAGGUAUUUGGAAUUUUUUUUUCAGUCUGAUGAAGUCUAAGAAAAUGUUUGGUUCUGAAUAUAUUGGAUGGCAGUUUGGUGCAGCAGUUGCAGUUCGGACUUUCAAUCGUAAGGUCGGGGUUUUGAGUCUCCGCUGUGCAGAUCAGCUUGUAUCCUUAGUCAAGGCACUUUAGCUACAUUGCUUCAGUCCACCCAGCUGUAUCAAUGGAUACCAGCAAACUGCUGGGGACUAACCUGCGACGGACUAGUGUCCCGUCCAUGGGGAGUACAACUCUCAUCCGCUUUACACUACGAAAACUGGGGAUAAGCUCCAGCCCAUUGAGCCUCUAGUGGCUCUGGAAGGAUUUAGUUUUAGUUUUUCUGAAUAAAUUAGCUUUUGUUCUAAGUCUGAUGGCUUCUAUAUGUAAUCACGAAACACUUGGCAUAACGAAUAGGUAAGGCAAUUCUAAGUUUGAACUGCGGAUUCAAGGUCAAUUGACAUAAACCUGUUGUGUGUAUGUGUUUGUUUAUGUUGACUAACCCUGAUACGGGCAUGUACAGUUUUCAAAUUGUGAAUCGCCUUAUUUGCUAAGAAAGGAUAUACUGUAAUAAAUAACAAUGUAGUGACACUCUUUA